CCAACUCCUCUAAAAAAAAAAAUGGCUGAAUGCAUCCCUCGCCAAGCAGGAGAGAUAGUAGCAGGAGAUCAUAAAGGGUACAUGAAAUUUGCCUUAUCCCUUGCUACCAAAUCCUCGCCAAAGCCCACCAACUACAGAGUAGGAGCCGUUGUCGUGGACGUAGCUACGAACGAGAUCUUGGCGACGGGGUAUACACUCGAACUUCCUGGUAACACCCACGCUGAACAAUGUUGCUUUGAGAAGCUUGCAGCAAAGUACAAUGUUGCGGCAGGUCGCAUAGGCGAUGUUCUCCCGAAUCAAGUUGCUCUUUACACCACAGUCGAGCCAUGCUCUCAAAGGCUCAGCGGAAACCUUCCAUGCGUGGAUAGGAUAUUAGCCAUUGGGAAUAAGAUAAAGACAGUUUAUGUUGGGGUCCAUGAACCAGAAAAGUUCGUCAGCGACAACUCUAGCAAGCGAAAGCUAGAAGAGGCCAACAUCGAAUUUGUGCAUGUUCCUGGUUUCGAAAAGGAAAUAUUAGAAGUCGCAACAGCAGGCCACGAGAAGGCCAGCUAAAAGGAGCAAUAGAUGGAACAAGCAAAAUCGCUUCAAUAAUGUAUUAGGUAGUAGCAUAUCUAACGUCUAACGUCUACAAGUUCAUCUUGGUCAAAAGUAGGUGUUGGUCCUUUUUAAAUAUGAGGGUAUCAUAGUGUCUCAUCAUAUAUAUACUUGUAUGAAGAGACAUAAAAAAGAUCGAAUAAUGAUAAAACAUGGAAGGGGAUAUCAUGACAAGAACAAAUAGGAUAUUUUGACGUAGUAAAGUGAAAUUCAAAAAAGGCUCAUGUGGAAUUGAGCGCAACGCGGGGUCCUCGAAAAGAGAUGAUAAAAAAAAGAUUAAGAAAUCAAAUCGAGCUUGACGCAAAAAAUGUCGAACAUGCAGACAUUGCAAAAUUGAACCUUAAAAGGAGAAGGAAGUUGCAACAAGAAAAAAAGAAAAAAAAUUGGUGGUUGCUUAUCCCAGUGUAAUGGGAAGCAUCAGGAAUUGAGCCCGAUGCGGGGGUCGAACCCGCAACCUUGAGAUUACUAUGCGAUAGUAAGAGUCUCACGCUCUACCGAUUGAGCUAACCGGGC
Molecule: messenger RNA, 1107 nt
Organism: Daldinia caldariorum
Lineage: Eukaryota; Fungi; Ascomycota; Sordariomycetes; Xylariales; Hypoxylaceae
Product: cytidine deaminase-like protein
Exons: 2
Coding region: 22-552 (176 amino acids)
Molecular function (GO): catalytic activity
Source: RefSeq, a predicted model, not a curated record